GGAUUUCCUUCAUGUGUGUUGUGUACGACAAAGCUGUACGGGAAGCCUGAUGCCGCUGGAGUUCCACUCCAGUGAUCAGUGCCCUUUUGACCUGGAAAACGCCCGGCAGCCAUGACAACACCAGGAGCCUUCUUUCUCCUCCUCCUCAUCUCCAUCUUGUCUAUGCUUUAUUAUACCUUUUUGGACCAGAAGCUCCUUCUGCAGAAACACCCUACAUGUAUUGCUCGGAAAAACCUCAAAAUCCUGCUGUGGCACUGGCCGUUCGGCCGCUCUUACAAGCUCGACGGAGACAAAUGCCUCGAGAUGUUCAACAUCAGCCGCUGUUUUCUCACUGGCAACACCUCUGCUUUCUCCUCUGCUGACGUGGUUGUCUUCCACCACCAGGAGCUGAGCAGAAAUCUGUCCCAGCUGCCUUUGCACCUGGAUCGCCCGGCCUCCCAGCACUGGGUGUGGCUGUCCAUGGAGCCACCUGCUAACAAUGCGAAACUCCCGCAGCUCAGCGGCCUCUUCAACUGGACAAUGAGCUACAGACGUGAUGCAGACAUAUCCAUACCUUAUGGAAAGACAAUUCUUGGAGGUGAUGAGCUUGAAUUCAGGACUGCUCCAAAUCGCUCCUGCCUUGUCAGCUGGGUGGUCAGCAAAUACCGGCCUCACCAGGCUCGCGCUGCUGUUUACCAAAAUCUUAAGAAGCAUAUCCCGAUAGAGGUGUACGGCAAAUGGAACAGGAAGAAGCUGACGGACAGGAUGCUGCUACCUACGAUUGCAAAGUGUAUUUUUUACCUGUCUUUUGAGAACUCUGUGGCAAAAGAUUAUUACAUCACAGAGAAGCUGUGGAGGAACGCUUUCCAAGCUGGGGCCAUACCGGUGGUUCUCGGCCCCAGCAGGGCGACCUACGAAGCUUUGGCUCCUCCUGGUUCCUUUAUCCAUGUGGCCGAUUUUACGAGCGAAGCAGAUCUGGCUGCUCAUCUGAAGCAUGUGGCUGCAGACAGGCGGGCCUAUGAGAAGUACUUCCAGUGGCGCCGCAGUCACAAAAUAAAAACCUACACUGACUGGAGAGAGAGGCUGUGUCAGAUCUGUGUUCGGUACCCCAGUUUACCAGCCAACAGAGUCUAUCAGGACCUUGAGAGCUGGGGGUUAACACCUAAGAUUUUAUCUCUUCAGGCCUCUAAGAGUUCCACUCCAGUGAUCAGUGCCCUUUUGACCUGGAAAACGCCCGGCAGCCAUGACAACACCAGGAGCCUUCUUUUUCCUCCUCCUCAUCUCCAUCUUGAGCUGAGCAGAAAUCUGUCCCAGCUGCCUUUGCACCUGGAUCGCCCGGCCUCCCAGCACUGGGUGUGGCUGUCCAUGGAGCCACCUGCUAACAAUGCGAAACUCCCGCAGCUCAGCGGCCUCUUCAACUGGACAUGA
Plectropomus leopardus (leopard coralgrouper) is the source of this 1407-nucleotide messenger RNA. RefSeq names its product alpha-(1,3)-fucosyltransferase 7. Gene Ontology annotation, molecular function: alpha-(1->3)-fucosyltransferase activity. The record is from RefSeq and is a predicted model, not a curated record. Gene Ontology annotation, cellular component: membrane. NCBI's taxonomy places the organism in Eukaryota, Metazoa, Chordata, Actinopteri, Perciformes, Serranidae.